Hyaena hyaena (striped hyena) is the source of this 1232-nucleotide messenger RNA. RefSeq names its product enoyl-CoA hydratase 1 (gene ECH1). The record is from RefSeq and is a predicted model, not a curated record. The transcript is spliced from 10 exons. The coding region runs from base 56 to 1018 and encodes 320 amino acids. NCBI's taxonomy places the organism in Eukaryota, Metazoa, Chordata, Mammalia, Carnivora, Hyaenidae. Gene Ontology annotation, molecular function: delta(3,5)-delta(2,4)-dienoyl-CoA isomerase activity. Gene Ontology annotation, cellular component: mitochondrion.
UGAUUUCCUCCAGUCGGUCAUUCCCACCAGCAACUCAGAGGCAGAGGCGGCAGAGAUGGCGGCUUCUCUCAGAUUCCGAGAUCUGCUGAUGCGGAGACUGAUGGCUCCCACUCCUCAGGGUCCCAGGCUUUGCCUUCGCCUCAUGAGCUCCUCUGCACAAGAAGAGGUCCCCAAAGAAGCCCCAGACCACAGCUACGAGUCCCUCCGAGUGACCGCUGCUCAGAAGCACAUUCUGCAUGUGCAGUUAAACCGGCCUGAGAAGAGAAAUGCCAUCAACAAGGCCUGCUGGAGAGAGAUGCUGGAGUGCUUCAACAAGAUAGCACAAGACCCUGAUUGCCGGGCAGUGGUGAUCUCUGGGGCAGGAAAAGUGUUCACUUCAGGCAUCGACCUCAUGGACAUGGCUUCGGACAUCCUUCAGCCCCAAGGAGAUGACGUGGCCCGCAUCAGCUGGCAGCUCCGUAGCCUCAUCUGCAGAUACCAAGAGACCUUCAGUGUCAUCGAGAAGUGCCCUAAGCCGGUGAUCGCCGCAGUCCACGGUGCCUGUAUUGGUGCAGGCGUGGACCUCAUCACUGCUUGUGACAUCCGGUACUGUGCCCAGGAUGCUUUCUUCCAGGUGAAGGAGGUGGACAUAGGUUUGGCAGCAGAUGUGGGAACGCUGCAGCGGCUGCCCAAGGUCAUCGGAAACCAGAGCCUGGUCAGCGAGCUGGCCCUCACUUCCCGCAAGAUGAUGGCUGAUGAGGCCCUGGACAGUGGGCUGGUCAGUCGGGUGUUCCCAAACAAGGAGGACGUGCUCGAGGCGGCCUUCACCCUGGCGGCAGAGAUUUCCACCAAGAGCCCUGUGGCAGCGCAGAGCACCAAAAUCAACCUGAUCUACUCCCGCAACCAUUCCGUGCCUGAGAGUCUCAACUACAUGGCCACGUGGAACAUGAGCAUGCUACAAACCGAGGACAUCGUUAAGUCUGUCCAGGCUGCGAUGGAGAAGAAGGACCUGAAGAGCGUGAACUUCUCCAAGCUCUGAGAGCCCCCCAGGACCAGGCUCAGGCCCUGGCCUGGGGGUCUGGCCUUGUCCCCUUGCCCCACCCCGUGCCGUUUCCUCAUCCACAGAGAAUUAGGAUGAGCGAAGCCGGUCGCCUCCGUGCCUUCAUGCCUGAUCUCCCAAUUUGUUGCUACGACACUGAUUUCCUCGUGCCCAGGGCCUCGUCUUCACCCAAACAGUAAAGCAGCUUAAUGAA